Closterium sp. Naga37s-1 is the source of this 383-nucleotide messenger RNA. Lineage: Eukaryota; Viridiplantae; Streptophyta; Zygnematophyceae; Desmidiales; Closteriaceae. The record is from the annotation of a GenBank genome assembly.
CAGAGCAGGAAGAGCGGAGGAGCAGAGAGGGAGCAGUGGGGGAGGAGUGAAGGAGGAGAGGAGGAGGAGAGGAGAGAGGAGAGGAGCAGAGGGGGAGCAGAGGAGAUGGGAGCAGAGGAGAUGGAAGCAGCGGGGACGGAGAAGCAGAGGAGCAGCCAGGGAGAGGAGGCGAGGAGAAAAGGAGGCGAAGGAGAACAGGAGGUGAAGGAGAAGAGGAGGCGAAGGAGUAGAGGAGGCGAAGGAGGCAAGGAGCAGCCGGGGAGAGGAGGCAAGGUGAAGGCGGAUUCUGUGCCGUUGCCACGGAGAUGCAUCGGAGGGGACGGAGCAGCGACAUCAGAGGCAAAGGAGCAGAGGAGGCGAAGGAGAAUCCCCUGCCACUGCCG